CGGAAACCGAUGAAUUAAUCGAUGGAUCUCAUAGCAUGUCGAGCCCACGCCAAGCCCAGGAUUGCUCUAUUGCCUUAUAGAUAAUUCGUCGAAUCAAUCAUGGAACUUUGCUUCCUCCUGGAGGCGGCGGUGAACAUUUGGGAACUGCCAUGAGAGCUGCGAUAUGUUUCUGAUUCGUCCGGCAACGAAAAAGUUGUAUACAUCUAUGACGUCCUCAGCGACACACGAAUCGUUUCUCUCUCGUUAAACUCUUCAUAUUUCGAGUUGAGAACAUCUGAUGGUCCAAGUAGCAGCCAAUUCAUCAAACUUCGCUCUUGAUAUUUCAGUCCAAGAACUUACUGGUGUUUUUGUUAAACAUGAUUUCAUCCUUCAUAUUCAGACGUCCUUGAAAGCUUUAUUUAAUUCUUCGCCAAGGUCGGGACAAUUGGAGAAUGCAAAUGUUCUGAGGUGAAAGUCAUAUAUUGAUGAUCAUGAAUAUAUGUGCUAGACGUUCCGUAAAUCUUACUGCUAGGUAAGAUUCUUCUAGCAGGUAUUACAAGUCGCAGUAGAUAGCUUAUUUGUUGUUUUUAUCUUGUAACGGAUAGAUUUGAUUAUUCUUCAAACCCAAACCCUCAUCAAAUCCACCGUUUUAGAGAUAUGUGCUAACAUUCAUUAGAAAUUGGAGUAUGGGUAGUCGCUCGGAGUAUAGACGGGUAGGACAGCGAAGACUACCACUAUUAUCGGUAUUACUCAGCAGUCAUAGGACUGCGAUGAUGUAUCGAGUCCUAUCUGGUGGGAUCUAAUUACAUGGAGAAAGGCAGUAGGAAGCUAGCUACGCUGCCUACACUUGCCUCCAGGGCUGGAUAUGCCACAUACCAGGUCACGUGGAUACAGCGACAACUACGUUAAAGCGAGUGAUUGGUAAAGCCAACCCAGUCUCAUCUAUAUAGCGAGGGCGGGGUGAUUUCUGGUGCUUGCUGUGUUUGUGUCACUCCGCUUAAGUCGCAGAACGACCUCCCCAAGAAAAAUUCACCUUUUCAUGCCGUCAUUCCUCUCCGCCUCGACCAUCUCAACCUGCAACACAUCCCAAAUCUCAACAUCAAUUAUUGCAUAGCGCACCUCCCACCUCCAAUCUGAGAUACAGCUAGAUGGCGACAGACCUGCUACAUUCAGAUCUCCGCAAGGAGGACAUGCCCCCGCAAUUCACUCGCGCAAAGAGCUAUAGUCCUGAACGAAUUGACUAUGGUCAACCCCCCAGUGAACAGCCAGAUGAUACUCUUGAAGCUGGCCAGCAGGGACCUGAGAGCAACCCAGCGAGGUCUUCAUCAUCCUGGCAAGAUACAACUAAGAUCGAGGCUUCGCAAAGUUUCCCGGGAUCUCAAGUAGACACUCCUUUGUACGCAGCCCCCUCAAUCAGCGCUGAGAAGAGUCGACCAACCACUGGACUUCAAACCCGUCGAAGCAUCUCGGUCCCCACGCUAGAUAAAGAAAGCCAGCAACCUACUUUGCAGCGAGCGGAUUCUGAGAUUAGCACUCUUGCAAAGACCCUCGAUAGCCUUACCAUCCAGAAGCGUCAAAGUCCACCACCCAUGGGGAAGACUAAAGCUGUAAAUACGAUCAACGCCAGGUUCAGCCGAUUCAGUUCUGCCAAUCCACACAUGUCGCAGCUUCCUACAAGAACUGCAUCAUGGACGGCUGGUGCGACGAGUCCUGAUGCUAAGAUCGAUGAGGCUAUCAGGAAGAUUAUGUGUUUUAUUAAUGAUGUUCUUCCUACGCACAUGAUGAUUGUUGAUCUUGAGUUUCGAGACGCGAAGAUGAAAGAGUUCCUUGACAUGAAUAAGGAAAUUGUGCGUACGUGGCGCAGUCACCAAAAUGAACUCUUCCAGGGUACAGCUGGGGAGGUCCUUCGUACGAAAGUGGAUGCGAUGGAUGUGAUCAUCGCCAAAUGGACUUACGAAACCCAUGAAAAUUGGUUGAUGAACGACGCUGGCAUCUUAAUGGAUCGCAGUGUUUCUUUUGGAAAGGAGUGGGAAGCUUUGAAUAAGAAGGACUUGGGAGCUACGGCGUAUUGUAAGAAUCAUCCUGCGAAUCAGACAUCAUCUGGGGAAAGUUUCGAAAAGAUGGAGUAUAUUCAGCCCAAGACAGUGGUCGAGAAGAACAAUGAGGAGGGAGCUGAGCAUAAUAAUGAUAAUUGGUCCGAGUCGACAAUGGGUAAGUUACCAGCCCCCUCACUUAUAGAUAUCUAUUGUAUGCGCACAACAAUAGGAAGCUAACCAUACAUAGGCUCUCCAGAAACAUCUUUCACCACAACUCCAUCCAUCGAAAAGUCACACCAAAGAAACUCUUCUGCACCUCUCAGAUUCCUAACCCGAUCCAAUACUCUACCCAGCGUUGAAGAGAAGCCUGAAACCUCAACUUUCAAGUCAACUCACACAAAAUCACUCGAACUCACAAAGGUCAACGAGCGAUUUGACAAGAUCGAGCACCUCUUGAGCGAAGUAACCAACACCAUCGUCAAAUCAUCCCAAUCAGCUAUCGACGAGGAUACAAAAGUGCACAAACGAUUGAAUGAUAUCGAACGCACCUUGAAGCAAGUUUCCCAUUCCGCGGCUCAUCCAAUCAUCCCCGAAGACACACAACUCCACGAACGACUCGACACCAUUGAACAGACCCUGAAGGAAGUUUCUGAUCGUAAAUCAACUCCAACUGUCAGCACCGAAGACAAGAGAUCACGAGAGAGACUUGACAAUAUCGAGCGCAUUCUGAAGCAGUUUCCAAUUCAAUCCCUUACCGAAGCAGCCAAUAUGCAAUUACUUUUGUUGCCCGAGGUCCACGAGGCCAUCUUUGGCGAGUGGGAGAAGAAGAGUCCUGACCAGAAAGUAGAGGAGCGUGCAUGGGCUAAGAAGACCGGUCUCUUGAUGAUGGCAAAAUACUUUCAAGAGUGGAAGGACAAAUAUAACCAGGAGUAUGGACAAAAGAUUGCAGGUUUGGAUUGCGAUGGUAAGUGACCCCUUCACCUUCAAGCUCUGUUUUGUAUGCAAACAACCAACUAACAUACUCCCCACCAGUCCGCGGCAAGAAAUCAACAUCCCUACUCAACAGCUUUCUGCGUAUCGAACAGUCCCUCGCCUCCCUCACCCGCCUUACCACCAAGUUAUCAACCGAUCUAAUUACCACUUCCCAACACAAGGAACCAACCUCCCUCCCUACUCCCGCCAUCACAAUCACCGAGCCUGAAGCACGACUACCAUCCGAAACCACAACCAUCACCGCCGCACUCGACAAACUCUACACUCUCCUCCACCUCGCCACCUCACACAACACCCAAGAACUCCUCCGUCAAGAGAACGAGAAGUUGAGAGGCGAGAUCGGAGGUUUGAAAAAGGGACUCGAGGCCGCGAUCUUCACUCUCGCUGAGAAGGAGAGCAAGGAAAAGGAUAAGAGCUGGAUUGAGGAGGCGUGGGAGGAGGUCUAUGGGGGCUUCUGGCCACAGGGUGAGCCGCUUCAGGAAGAUCUUGAGGGUGGUAGGAAAAUUAUGGCUCUGCCUGAGGAUGAUCUUAAAGUUACUGGUGACAUGGUCAAGAUCGAAGAGUCGCCUCAAGAGGAGAAGAAGGAUGUACUCGACAGCACCGGUGGCAUUUCAUUGAACAGAAUCGACGAAUCACCCGAGCUCCUCAAGAUUCCCGACGAAAUGCUGAAGACUAUGAUCAACAACCCCGACAGAGUAGGAAACCAAGCUGGACGCGGAGGCGGAGGCGGUACAGGAACAGGAAGUUGUAUGGUCAUGUAGGUGACUUUGUCAUACUUACACCCGUACUUGCACUUUGCUUCACAGAGCACGAUAUGAGUUUAUGACUGAUGUUUCUCUUUCCAUUUCUCUUUUCCGGCUAUUGGCGCAGGAUUUUAUUCUGGACCUUGGCUUUGACUUUGGCUUUGCGAGACCCAUCUGUUUUCUUUUUGCUUUUGAAGAUAUGGGGUCUGAGGUGGAUACAAGCAUAUCUGUGCUAUUGAUUAGCAGACAUGUUCGGGCUUGUUCUUGCCAGGGGUCGAGGAUGUAAUAGUUGUGCCUUGCGGUAAUUUGUACAUAGG
Messenger RNA from Hymenoscyphus albidus, 4068 nucleotides. The record is from the annotation of a GenBank genome assembly. Lineage: Eukaryota; Fungi; Ascomycota; Leotiomycetes; Helotiales; Helotiaceae.